AUGACCUGGCAAGGUGAACUAUCAUCAUUGAUGUUGCCUCCUCGACUGAAGACGGCCGAUGCACCGGCUGUCGGCCAAAAGGCACCCUCAUUGCCCAGCUUAGAGAGAUCCGUACAGAAUGGCAAGCCAAUCAUCAUCACUUUCCUUAGGCACUGCGGCUGUCCUUUCGCCGAGAAGACUUUCCUCGACUUGCGUGCCAUUGCACCUACUCAUCUGGAUAUUCAUUUCGUGGCGGUUUCUCACAGCGACCAAGAAUCUACAGACAAAUGGCUUGCUUCGCUGCCCGACCCUUCGCAAAACGUACAGCCCAAUCUCCAUGUCAUUGUUGAUGCGGAGCGUGAGACGUACGCUGCGUGGGGCUUGGGUACGUCGGGCGUCUGGCACAUGGUGGCGAGCAUGCCCAGCGUUCUGAAACUGGCCAAAGAGGGCAUCAAAGUCAGGCCGACUGAGAGUGGCAGCAGGUGGCAGACCGCCGGUAACUUUGCUAUAGAUGCUGAGGGUAUAGUGAGGUGGUCUCGGAAAAAUGAGCGUGCAGAUGAUAUGCCGGACUUCAAGGAGGGGCUUGAAGCGCUGCUGAAAGAUGGAGGCGAGUGA
Messenger RNA from Bipolaris maydis ATCC 48331, 594 nucleotides. RefSeq lists its product as uncharacterized. The record is from RefSeq and is a predicted model, not a curated record. Lineage: Eukaryota; Fungi; Ascomycota; Dothideomycetes; Pleosporales; Pleosporaceae.